CCCACGACAACCUACCCUCAAUCUACCAUACCUAAGUCACGCCAAAGCUGUCACGCUGCUUAGUAGCACACGUCCCAUCCCACCUCAGACAUGUCCGACUCCGCCAUAGAAAACCCCCUCCCUUUAACAGCGCCCGGCGAGUCCAAAUCCGCACGCAAGAAGAAGGCCAAGGCAGAGACCGGUGCUACCACCAACGGCACUACUAAUCACGUGCAAAGCCCAGCUGUACCAGACACAAACGUGAAAGAGGCUUCGGAUCCUGCAGGCGACCUGACCAAUGGCAGCUAUGAGCACCCUCACAUUCGAGAGCUGCAAAAGCAGAUACGAAAUACCAACAAACGCCUGGCCGGACUGCAGAAGACCGACACCGUUAUCAGCGAGAAUCCUGGCGUGUCGUUAGACGAGCUGGUAGCUCAGAAGAAGAUUAAUGCCGACCAAAAAGCCGCAGCGGGGAAGAAGCCGCAGCUGCAGGCUCAAGUGCAGUCGUUGGAAGAGCAGGUGAAAGUAUUCAGGCAGCUGGAUUCAGACUAUCAAUCUCGGAUGCAGAAGAUGAAGCUGGAGCUUACGUCCACUCACGAAAAGGAGCUCGAGAAAGCGAAGGAGGAGGCAAGGGUGCAGGCUCUGCAGUCGAGUGCUGGCGAGCUGCGUCAAAAAGUCUUGACCUUUACGCAGUUCUUGCGCACUGCAGCCGCUAAGCGUAACUCAGAGGAAGAGGCUGUCUCCGACGAGAAUAUGGCGUUUGAGGGCGCGUUGCUGCUCGUUUACGGUGGAGAUGAGAAGGCGGUGAAUACGGCCGUCAGCAUCAUUGACGGCACUGAUGAGCAGGUGCCCAACACCGAUGGCACACUGUUACCCAUCAAGUACUCCCAAAUCCGCCAAGCCUCCAUUGACCAUGCACCCUUCCAAACGGAAGAAGCCUGGGUCGACUCGGUCAAUGAAGCUCACAAGGACCUCGUUGAGGAGACUGGACCUGCCGCCAAGGAGACGGUGCCCUCUGGCUCUGACCCCACCAUCGCCCAUGCCGGCUUGACAGAGAUUGAGAAUGCUGCCGAACAGCCCAUUGGCGUUACGGCAGUACAUAGCGAAGACAUCAUCACUUCUCCAGUCCAAGUCUCUGCCGGCGACGAAGCUGGUAACGAGGCCGGCGACCGCUGGGACACCACUGCUGGCGCUGCUCAGGAAGGCAUGGAGGACAGCUACGAGAUGGUGCCGCGUCCAAACGACGAAGUCGAUGUGCCGGCUGCCGCCCUCGCGCCAGCUAUCACCGUCGGGGAAGUCGAGGAGAAGACAAGCUGGGCCGAUGACGCCACCGCGGCUGCCGCCGAGUCAGCUACCACCAGCAACCAAGUCGCUGACGGCUGGGAUCUUAAGCCAGCUGGUCAGACGGAAGAGACGGCAUGGUCGAACGCCGCCACGGCGGACUCUACCGUCUCACAAACCAACGGCUGGACUGACGCUCCAACUGAGAACGGCGCGCCUGCUGAUGACGGCUUCCAGCAGAUUCCGAACCGUCAUCCUCGUGGCCGGGGCAGGGGUCGUGGAGACGGUGAGUUUAGAGGAGGCCGUGGUCGCGGUCGUGGCGGGUUCAGAGGCGAUGGUGAGUACCGUGGUCGAGGCGGACGCGGUAAUGGUUUCCGAGGCGACCGUGGUGGGCGCGGUGAUGGCGAGUUUAGGGGAGGUCGUGGUGGACGUGGCCGGGGUGCGCCGAGGGGUGACGGAGCGCCUGUUCGCUCUUAGGAAGAGUGAGAGGUUGGUUGCUGCGAACCCACGGUGUCUUUCCAACACUCCCAGGAGCGUUCAUGCUCCACGAGGAGUGUUAUGCUUGCUCAAUCAGCGCUAGCGUCCUGCCUGUUGUAUCUUUAGCGCUUUCUGCACACUGUAGCAUUAACCGGAUAGCAUCACCAGGCUGAGCGAACAGGCUCGCCGGGCUAUGUACAAAUAGCGUAGCGCAAAGACAGCC
Molecule: messenger RNA, 1960 nt
Organism: Baudoinia panamericana UAMH 10762
Lineage: Eukaryota; Fungi; Ascomycota; Dothideomycetes; Mycosphaerellales; Teratosphaeriaceae
Exons: 2
Coding region: 91-1737 (548 amino acids)
Source: RefSeq, a predicted model, not a curated record